Messenger RNA from Vitis riparia (riverbank grape), 1310 nucleotides. RefSeq names its product transcription initiation factor TFIID subunit 14b. The transcript has 6 exons. The record is from RefSeq and is a predicted model, not a curated record. The coding region runs from base 263 to 1084 and encodes 273 amino acids. Lineage: Eukaryota; Viridiplantae; Streptophyta; Magnoliopsida; Vitales; Vitaceae. Gene Ontology annotation, biological process: regulation of DNA-templated transcription.
AGGCUUUGGUACACCAGUUUAAUGGUUUAUCAUUUGAUCAAAUACCCCUAAUAGUAAUAACCCUUUAUUUAAUGGGUGGGUUGGUGGACUAGCGGAAGAGAAUUGGAAAAAUAUAGUACCCACUGACCAAGCACACUAUCCUAUGGUAACCUUAAAUGUGAAGAUCCAAAUCCUAAUCCUAAAGCACGAAAACGAUUUUGGAACUGAAACCCUAAUGGUAUGAGUGAUGAGUACCCUGGUAUUUGAACACCAAGUUGUUUAAAUGCCUCAUACACCAUCCCUUUCUUCACCCAGAAAUCAAUCGGACGUCUCUGAAUCCGCCGUUAAACUGCAGCGCCUCGUUAUGGGAAGAUCUACUGACGAUCCUGAGAAGAAGAUUCCGAACAGGAGACUCAAGGAUGUUGAGAUUUGCGUUCCAAUAUCAUAUGGGACAAUCUCGUUCUGGCUGGGUAGAAAAGCCAGUGAGUCUCAGUCGCAUAAGUGGACUGUGUAUGUUCGUGGGGCCACAAAUGAGGACCUUGGUGUGGUGAUUCGGCGUGCUGUAUUCCAAUUGCAUCCCAGUUUCAAUAAUCCUAUGAGAGUGGUUGACUCACCCCCGUUUGAGUUAUCAGAAUCUGGGUGGGGUGAAUUUGAAAUUGCUAUAACCCUCUAUUUCCACAGUGAUGUCUGUGAUAAACAAUUAGAUUUGUUCCACCAUUUGAAGUUGUAUCCCGAAGAUGAAUCUGGUCCCCAGUCUACCAAGAAACCUGUUGUUGUAGAAUCAUACAAUGAGAUUGUUUUUCCUGAUCCUUUAGAUAGUUUUUUUGCUCGUGUAAAGGAUCACCCGGCUGUAAUUGUGCCCAGGCUGCCUGCUAGUUUUAACUUGCCUGCUCCUGUGCCAAUAGAAAAUGCCAAGGAAAAGAAGAGAGGUGAUACCAAAGAUCAUUCUUUAAAUCAGUGGUUUGUGAAUUUCUCGGAGGCAGAUGAACUGUUGAAACUGGCAACAGCACGUCAGCAGGUGCAAGCUCAUAUUGUUAAGCUGAGAAGACAAUUGAGCGUGAUCGAUGGACUGCCUCGGCCAUUGAAACCAGCCUCUGAUGAGUGAAUGUGUGCAUAUCACGAUAGAAUUAUUUGGAGUUUCCCCAUCAGUUUGGAAUAUGUUUUGAGAUGUAAAUAUGUAGAUUUGCUAUGUUCUACAAACCUUGGGCCCAUCUUUAUUUUCAUUGUAAAUCCCUUCUUUUGUUGAGCUGACUGAUCAAGUUUUUGUAUCUAUCCAUGGUAGAUGGUCAUAGAGCAUUGUCCUACUAGAUAUAGAGAACAUUUUCCAUUUU